UAGAGAAAAAACUUAUUUAACGUUUGCCUACAGGAACAGGAUGGGCCUAUGCAGUGUAGUUGGCUGCAGAUCGUCUGAAAAGGAUCCGGAAUUAUCUUUUCACAGGGUUUCGAAAGCUGAUUUAGUAAAAUGGUCAUCAAUAAUGGAAAACAUUGGAAUUGAAUUACAAUUAACACACAGAAAAGUGACCAUGUGCUCGAACCACUUUCUUUACGAAGACUUCAUCAUAGCUGGCAGACGUAAACAUCUGCGAUUUGGUGCCGUGCCACGGUUCAGAGCCGUUAGUGCAGCAAAGAGCAAAAGAAACAUUCGGAGAGUGAACCGAAAGCUUGAUGCGCCAAAUUCUACCGUUGAGAAUAUGCAAAAUAAUCAACCUGCUUCUGAAUCUUCUGAAUCGAUCAGUAACCAGCCACCUGCUCUACAUACUAUUGCCACAGCCAACAAUAUUUACUUCGAAAAGCAAACGGACGCCGUGUGGCCCUUGCACACUGUCGUGUAUGUGGGUAGAUUUGUAUAGGGAUCUUAUACGCGGUUCGAUAUACGCGCAGACAUAACGGAAUUCGAAUUAUUAUUUGAGAAAAUAUGAUUUUUACGGAGGAACAUUUGU
Sabethes cyaneus is the source of this 607-nucleotide messenger RNA. RefSeq lists its product as uncharacterized. Bases 41 to 517 code for a protein of 158 amino acids. The record is from RefSeq and is a predicted model, not a curated record. NCBI's taxonomy places the organism in Eukaryota, Metazoa, Arthropoda, Insecta, Diptera, Culicidae. The transcript is spliced from 3 exons.